GUUAUAAUAAACCCAAUAGAACGCUACGUCACCAACGCUGCAGCUCGCGCGUCGCCAUAGCUACUGCGCCUGCGUACUGUUUUCUACCUACUACAUCCUAGUGUUUAGUAUGCGGUGUGUUGAGUGCAGCUAAUUCUGCGUGCUGCACUUGGCCUACUGUUCAGGCUCCUAUUCAGUACGGUAGUAUGCGGACAUGAAGGAAGGGAGGGGAAAAAACAGGGAGGGAGUUUUGCGCAUGCGCAGUGUGGCUCCAUCCCUCCGCAUCGCUCCCCCUUUUUUCUCUUUUCUGCAGCAUCAGUACCGAGGGCGCACAAGCACACUGUGAAAAAGGACAAAAAGGGGGAAACACUGCUAUUUUUUUAAGAAAAAACAAAAAACAAAAACACACAAUCCGUUCUUUAAGGAAGGAAAGAAAAGAGGAGAGAAAGAGAAAGGAGGAGAAAAACCGCUGGACGGCUGGAAGAAGAGCUGGAAAAGCCGCUUGGUGUUCAUUCUGUUCCUUAUUGUCAGUAAGCAGCGCACGACGGCGGGGCAGCGAUGAAGGACCGCACACAGGAACUGCGGAGUGCUAAGGACAGUGAUGAUGAUGAGGAAGUCGUUCACAUUGACCGAGGAAACUUUAUGGAUGAGUUCUUCGAGCAGGUGGAGGAGAUUCGUGGCUGCAUCGAGAAGCUGUCCGAGGACGUGGAGCAGGUGAAGAAACAGCAUAGCGCCAUACUGGCAGCUCCCAAUCCUGACGAAAAAACCAAGCAGGAGUUGGAGGAUCUCACAGCUGACAUCAAGAAAACAGCCAAUAAAGUACGCUUAAAAUUAAAAGCAAUUGAGCAGAGCAUUGAACAGGAGGAGGUGAUGAACAGAUCAUCAGCAGACCUGCGAAUCCGCAAGACACAGCAUUCCACCCUGUCACGUAAGUUUGUGGAGGUGAUGACCGAGUACAACACGACGCAGUCCAAAUACAGAGAUCGCUGCAAAGACCGCAUUCAGAGGCAGCUGGAGAUCACUGGAAGAACAACCACCAAUGAGGAGUUGGAGGACAUGCUGGAGAGCGGGAAACUCGCUGUCUUCACUGAUGAUAUUAAAAUGGACUCCCAGAUGACCAAGCAGGCCCUGAACGAGAUCGAAACUCGUCACACGGAGAUCAUCAAACUGGAGAACAGCAUCCGUGAGCUGCACGACAUGUUUGUGGACAUGGCCAUGCUGGUGGAGAGUCAGGGGGAAAUGAUUGACAGAAUUGAGUACAACGUGGAACAUUCGGUGGAUUAUGUAGAGCGAGCUGUUUCUGACACCAAGAAGGCUGUUAAAUACCAGAGUCAGGCGCGCAAGAAGAAGAUCAUGAUCAUCAUCUGCUGCGUAAUCUUGGGUGUGGUCUUGGCAUCCACUAUCGGAGGAACUCUGGGCUUCUAGAGUCAGCGAGCGCAGAAGAGCAAAUACACCAGACGUAUAUAUAUAUAUAUAUAUAUAUAUAUAUAUAUAUACAUACACACACACACAUAUAUAUAUAUAUAUAUAUAUAUAUAUAUAUAUAUAUAUAUAUAUAUCACAUCGCUAGGAGAUACAGAAGCUCCUGUCGGGUUAUAAAUCACAUAAAAACAAAAACACACCAAAAAAAAAAAAACAAAGUAUAACUAGUGGAGUAAAUCAUAUAUGAGAAGAGAAGGAAUCGAAUAAAUCAAUAAACCUUCUAUUUACACACUGUACAUGUAAAUGUAUUGAACAGGAGAAACAGCACAUGGUUUAAAGACCUGUACAAAUAUAAUGCUCUUCGUUUGCUUCUUCUUUUUAGUUUUUGUAGGUUUUUGUUUUGUUUCUUUUUAGUUUUUAAGCGUUUCAUUUUUUCAGGAUGUUUAUUCCAGGACAGCGCUGACGGCUGUGUUUCAUUAGAACGUUCAGAUCGUACACUUCAGAAAAUCCGACUGAAUUACGUCCUGGUUUCGUCAGGAGGGACUCUGUGCACACGGACACCAUCAUCCGCUCAUAAAACACCAAAACGUUUCCUUCAGCAAGCCAAAAAAGUCUUUCAGAACUGAGGAUAAAAGAGAUAAAGAUGUUAAACAGACGUAGAGGACGUGAGCACGUGGUCACGCCAGCACAAGUCUCUCAACACGAGACACAGGUUCAACUAUGCAGCUUUCUUACAGACACAAACCUGCUUUUACUAUUACGUUAAAGUGGAGCUGAAAUAUUAUUAUAAAGAAAUGAUAAAAAAAAGCAUAGAAAUAAAUUCUAAAUAAAAAAGUCUGUUGAUUCUCGGGAACGUUAACAGAUUAAUGUGAACAGAAGUGUGUUAAUAUUUCACUAACUUGCUGCUUUACUUUUAUUUGCAAAGUUUAACACACUGAAAUAAUGACAGAACUUUUGAUCAUUUUCUUCUGUUUAUUAACAGUUUAUAUUAUCAGACUUUAAAUGAUGUUAGAAACCCUAAUGACUGACGUUCGGCUGCAUCCCAAAUUCUUGUUCUGCACCUUACACAGGAAACGUAUAUUACUGAACCACGAGCAUCAGCGCAGCACCACUGCACUCUGUUUAGGACUUCAGAACAGGGAGGGCGUGUUUGUGGGCGGAGCUUACCAUCAGAUGAAUAAUGAACAUAUAUCUGUUGUUUUUGUGUGGAGUCGAAGCUUGAUGUGACCUGUGGUUAGUGUCUGAUUUCUCUUCCUCAUACCCAGUAUGAACUAUUAAAGCCUUGCCAAAGACGCGCUCUGGUUGGCUGACGCAUGUCCACAUCAGCUAAGUCAAAGUCCUGUGUGUUUUUGUAAUGGAUGAUGGAAUGAAAUGUCCAUCAACAUAAUGAUCUUUUUGAUAUUAACCAUAGUGGUGUGUUUUUUUUUUUUUAAGUAUGUGAAGCUCCACCCCCAGCAGCACACAUAAAUGAACAGACUCCGCCCCUUUUCAGGUACUGUCACUACAACAGGUGGCAGAAUUCAGCCACUGUGAAACCUUAAAAAAGUCAGGAACUUGAUGAGGGGAAAAAACUUUAGAUCAGCGGUGCUUUAAUCUGGACUUUGGGAUGCAGCGAUCAGGUGGAGAAACACAGCCGCUACGUUGAGUUCCAUCAGGUGAUUAAUCGCCCUACAAAAGCUUCAUGCUCCAAUCCACAUGGAGUGUAUUCGAGUCCCUCCGUUCGAAACACAACCCUCGCUCUGCUCUGCGCUACAGUGUGUAUGAUGAUAUAAGCGUGUGUGUGUUACUGUAAUAUGGUGUGUUAUAUCUCACUGCAGCAUGGUUUAGUCGUGUGUGUCGAGUGUCUGAUCACGUUCGGGGUUUAAUAUGCGCGUUGUCGUCGUCGCUGUUUAUUUUUACUCUUCGUUAAAAGGCAUGCAGCGUCUGAUUGGUCGGUUUUUGCAUGAUGACUUAGUGAUCGAGUGUGCACUUUACAGUCUGAGAACACACACCAUCACACGGCUCAGCUUUUUAUUUACAAGGCUGUGAUGGGGGUUUCUUUACUACACACACACACACACACAGGUUUUGUACGCAUGUUUGUUAUUAUUCUAAAGAAAGAAAAAGAGGGGACGUUGGAGCUAGGGCACUAGACACUAAGGGUACUACGAAGGUAAUCAUUUGUAAGGCCACAGGUGCUGGUGUUGAUCCCCGUAAACUGAGUUACUUCCACAUAGUGUCUUUAUUUCUCGUAUGGUGUGUGUGUGUGUGUGUGUAUGUGUGUGUGUGUGUUUGUGUGUGUGUGUGUAAUGAAACCCAACGUGUUAUGCUAACUUGAUAAUUUGCUAAGCUGCUUAUUUAUGAAUGAUCUCAGUCGUUUGCUCGUUCGCUGGUUUUUCUCCUUCACACUUUUUCACAGUCGAAUCUUUUCUCUUGGUCCACAAUGACGUUUAUUCUCACUUUCAAACAUAAGAAUGUGGGCGCUGACCUGGAUGAAAGGUUUUCAGUCUUUAGAAAUAUAUUUAUAUAUUUAUUUAUUCGUGUAUUUAUUUAAAAUCAUUUUUUUGUAAGUGACAUAAUUUAAGUCUGUAGUUUUAUUUCUUUUGAGGUUGUUGAGAAAAAAAAAACAAAAAACAGCAUAAAAAUCUUUGCUUUGUGAUUUUCAGCGACCUCAAACGUUUCACUCUGGUUUUGACUUCAGUUCUUCAUCGUAUUAUUUUUCUUUAGAUUUCUCUUUAUUUGUCAGUGUGUCGGUGGAUUUUUCCCCAUCAGCUCUGGGGACAGUGUUUCUGCGCUCCGGUGUUGAUGAAGGAGUGCAGAGGAUAUUUAUAUCAUCACUUAUAUCUCAUAAUCAGAAAAAAGAUGAAAUAAAGUCCAGUGAUGUUUUGCUAGGGGGGAGGGGAUGAUGACGUUGAUGAUGAUGAUGAUGAUGAUGAUGAUGAUCUGAAUAAUCGAUAAUGAUGAGCAUGACAAAUGUGAUGAAGUUGUGUAACAGUCACAUUGAAUAUUGAAGGAGAGGUCGAACUGAACUGGAUCUUUCUUUGUUUCUGUAAUUACUGUAAAUACUUUAAAGAGAGAUUAAAAAAGACCUGCAUGUCUAUGUAUAAAACAAUCUCAGCGGUUCCUGUCAAAGUUGACACUUAAAGGUUUUUUCCGCCCGAUUUUCCGUCUCUCCGACUGCCUGCAGAUUUUAUUUUGAAGUUGAAAUCGUUCUGGAUAAAACAAUUCGAAACGGACAGAAACAUCAGGCAGUUUGUUUAAAACGAACAGACUCUGAGUUCUCUGUUAGAGACUCUGAGAAAACGUGCUUCCUCCAUUUCUCUCCCACAGGUGGAAACAAGUGCACCGGGGGUCAAAGGUCAAGUUUUAUCUCUGAGGCUCCAGAUGUACACAUGCGGUUACUCCUUUAGUGAAUGAACAGUGUGACGAGCGAGAAGUCUGUUCAGAUAGACGCAAUAUUAGAGUUAAGAGGAUUUAGUACCAUGAAAUACUUUGAUUCUAGACCAACGAUCUUUUCUGCAAUAUUUGAUUGGAAAAUAUUAAGAUGAAAAUAUGUUGUUGUGCGGUGACGACAGCACGUCAGCGUCACGUGGAAAGGUGCGAAGUCAUUUUUCUGAUUUCCGCCAUUCCGCCGGGAGAAAUAGUGUUUAUUAGUCGUCUAAUGUAUUUGUUUCUUUAAUAAUAAUGCAGCACAGUAAAUCAGACCCAACACCAGGGUUGUUCGCGUUUAACAGAAAUUUGUGCAAUACUCAGAAAAGGGCUUUUAAAACCACCUGAAAAGAACAAAGGCAAACUGAAGGAAUGAUCUGAACGUAGGUUUGGUGAACGAGUGAAACUCCACUGACCCACCAGCACUUUUCCUUCCACCUGAACAGGACGAGACGGACGAUAAACCGGGCGGGAAAAAAGGAAUCAAAUUCAGUUAUAAAGAGGAAAAUUAACAAGCUGCAAUUUUGACUGGAAUCACCACGUUGUGUCCUUUUUUUCCCCCUGUGUGUGUGUGUAUGUGUGUGUACUGUAUUGUAUAAAAGAAAAGACAGAAACAUGCUAUCUUUCCCUCUCUCACUCUCUCUCUCGCUCUCUCUCUCUCUCUCUCGUACUACUGUUUGCUGUUCUGUUUAGUUAGUGUGAUGUGCCAGUAUACCCUCUUGACCUAUGACCCCUGUGCCCGCACCCCCCCUUCUCCAUGGAUCUUUAAGACGACGACUCUAUGCAGAUGCUGUCUUUUAUAAGUGUGUCAAAAAAUUUCAGUUUGAAAAAAAAAAGAAAAAAGGAAACCCCGUCCAACAGACAUUAUGAAAUGAAACAAAAUGAAUAAAGAAAAGCAUUGUUCAGUGUA
Messenger RNA from Tachysurus vachellii, 5719 nucleotides. RefSeq names its product syntaxin 1B (gene stx1b). The record is from RefSeq and is a predicted model, not a curated record. NCBI's taxonomy places the organism in Eukaryota, Metazoa, Chordata, Actinopteri, Siluriformes, Bagridae. Gene Ontology annotation, molecular function: SNARE binding; SNAP receptor activity. Gene Ontology annotation, cellular component: endomembrane system; SNARE complex; plasma membrane. The transcript has 10 exons. The coding region runs from base 538 to 1404 and encodes 288 amino acids. Gene Ontology annotation, biological process: intracellular protein transport; vesicle fusion; exocytic insertion of neurotransmitter receptor to postsynaptic membrane.